AUGACUUUGUAUGUCGUCCAGGGCAUAGCCUACUUCAUUUCACAUCCACGUCUAUGGCUUGCGACAUUGUGUCCUCUUGUCCUGACACUUUUAGUAGCCAUUAUCACCGUUGUCAUGCUUUUCGCAGUAGCUCUUUACCCUCAAGCUAAAGGACUGGAAGAAGCAGGUGUCGUCCUGUGGCUUUCGUGGAUAUUAGGUGUCAUGAUUGUGCUCGUCGAGAUCUUCCUUGUCACUUUUAUCUUCAACUCGCUCAUCAUGGGCUGCUAUGAGGACAAGAUUUUUGAGCAGGUGAUAGUAGCACGCGGCUGUAAGGAACUAGUAGAGAACGAAGAACGACAUGCUGGAAUUUUGCGGAAGUGUCGCUCCUGCUGUCGUGUAAGUCUUUGGAUGAAACUUGGACUUCUUCUAAUAACGCUACCACUUAACUUACUUCCAAUUAUUGGAUCUAUCCUGUACGCGUGGUUAAACGGCACCAUUGUCGCCUGGGAGUCUCAUCUUCUCUACUUUGAGUUUAAAAACUUUUCGUAUGGACAGCAGCGAGCUUUUGUCAACAACCACAAAGUGCAGUACUCGUCAUUUGGCAUGCAGGCGUUGCUUAUGGAGAUGAUUCCCGGCGUCGGCGAGCUGGAACAAUACUACAACAUGACAUACAUCGACAGCUACUUCUCAAUUUAUCAGCGCAUCAUGUCGACGUAUGUAGCACAGGGACUUGCUUACUUCUUGGCGCAUCCUUCGCUAUGGCGAUUGACUCUUUGCCCCAUUCUAUUGACGAUAUUUGUGGGAAUGACCACGAUUAUUGUGCUGUUUGCUGCUGCAAUGCACCCGCAGGAGCAAGGACUCUACAAUGCUGGCGUGUCGGAAGGUCUGUCGUGGGCAUUGGCCGUCAUGUUGUGUCUCGUAGAGAGCUUCGUGAUUGUCAUGCUCUUCAGUUUAAUCUGUCUUGCUUGCUACCAGGACAAAGUGUUUGAGUUCGUCAUGCGCCAACAAGGCCACGAGCAGCUCAUGAAUAGCAAGCGAACCCACGCAUCGUGCCUCCGCCUCUGCUCAAGUUGCUGUCGUAUCAGCGUGUUAUUCCGUCUAGGCCUCUUGGUGGUCACUAUGCCACUAAAUGUAGUGCCUGUAGUUGGCAAUGCAAUGUACGCGUGGCUUAAUGGAACGAUUGUAGCUUGGGAGUACCAUUUCUUCUACUUUGAGCGUAAGAACUACAGCUUUAAGCAGCAGCAGGCACUCAUUAACGAGCGCAGUCUUCAAUAUUCACUCUUUGGAAUGCAAGCGUUGCUAUUAGAGAUGAUCCCAGGUAUUGGUGCCGUCUGUAUGUUUACCAAUACAGCUGGUGCCGCUCUCUUUGCUUCUAACAUUGAAAAAGAAGAUACUGCCAAGAAUUCUCAACAGGCCGAUUUUUACCACUCGCUAAUAAUGUCGACUUAUCCGCUACGUGGGGUCCUCUACUUCUUAAGAGACAAACAUCUCUGGCGCUUAACCAUAUGUCCAGUGUUGCUGACAAUCGCUGUGGCAAUUGGUGUAGCUGUCACGCUUUUUACCUUCACAUUGCAUUGGCAGGAAAAGACGCUGUACGAUUUUGGUCUCUCGAGCUUCUUUGCGUGGCUAAUAGCUGUUAGUUUUGUGAUUAUUGAAGUGUUUAUCGUCACUGUCAUUUACGGACUUGUUGCUUUGGAGUGGUUUAAGGACAAAAUCUUUGCUUACGUUCUGAUACAGCGAGGAUAUCGUGAGUUAGUGGAAAAUGAGGAGCGCCACUCGCCGUUUUUUCGGGUAAUUACGUCCUGCUGCCGUGUCAGUGUUCUACUACGUCUAGGACUGCUUAUUCUGACACUGCCGCUAAAUAUGGUCCCAGUGCUAGGAAAUGUCACGUACGCGUGGCUAAACGGCACGCUUCUGGCCUGGGAAUCUCAUUUGUACUACUUUGAGAUGAAAGCUUUCGACUUUGACCAGCAAAAGGAGAUCAUUGCUAAACGCAAGUUCCAAUACUCGGCAUUUGGCAUGCAAGCCGUGCUGUUGGAGAUGAUUCCGGUUGCUGGGGCAUUUUUCAUGUUUACCAAUGCUGCGGGUGCUGCGUUGUUUGCUGCGAGCAUUGAGAAGGAUUUAGAGAUGCACGGGCGUCAGAAAAAGUCGUACGGGCUUGGCAAUGAUCAUGUAGUAAAGAAGAGUCAGGAGAAGACCAAGAAAAGUCAGGAGAAUACUAAGAAGAUGGAUACGGCACCGCUCGUGAACAAAGGCAGUUCGUAUGUGCCGCCGUAUGGCAGUAACUAG
Messenger RNA from Peronospora farinosa, 2268 nucleotides. Lineage: Eukaryota; Oomycota; Peronosporomycetes; Peronosporales; Peronosporaceae. The record is from the annotation of a GenBank genome assembly.